This is a messenger RNA of Elephantulus edwardii (Cape elephant shrew), 432 nucleotides long. RefSeq names its product receptor activity-modifying protein 1-like. The record is from RefSeq and is a predicted model, not a curated record. Bases 1 to 432 code for a protein of 143 amino acids. The transcript has 3 exons. NCBI's taxonomy places the organism in Eukaryota, Metazoa, Chordata, Mammalia, Macroscelidea, Macroscelididae.
AUGGCGCGGGCUCUCCUGCAGUGCGGCCUCGGGCUGCUCCUGGUGCAUCUGCUCGAGGUGACCAGUGCCAACCCCACCCGCAAGCACAGCAGUUACCUCCCUGAGACGUGUCUCAUGGACUCCCAGGAUGACCUGCAGUUCAUAUCACCGCCAAUCUGGUACAGCGUCUUCAAGAGCACCAAGACCGACGGGGAGCUCACUGAGUGCGCCAGAGACGAGGGCAACAGCCCCGUGUGCAAAUGCACGCUCAGCAAAGCGAAGCGCUCCAAAGACUCGGAGCCAAAACCCUUCACAGACUGCCCCUUCGACUACCCCCACGGCAUGCUCACCUGCCCCUUCUUCGUGGUGCCAUUCGUGGUCACUGUGGUUUCCGUCCUGUGGCUGGUCAGGAAGCUUGAGGCCAAAGCCAAGGCGCAGACACAGAGCGCAUAG